Molecule: messenger RNA, 684 nt
Organism: Acanthochromis polyacanthus (spiny chromis)
Lineage: Eukaryota; Metazoa; Chordata; Actinopteri; Pomacentridae
Product: leucine-rich repeat-containing protein 51-like
Exons: 4
Coding region: 1-546 (181 amino acids)
Molecular function (GO): protein binding
Source: RefSeq, a predicted model, not a curated record
AUGUACGGCCCUCCAGUCGAUCUGUCGUUUAACAAUAUGCGCUGUCUUGCAGGUGCGCUGUCCCAGGUACCCAGAAGUGGCCUGCGCCCUUUAAGCAUGAACGCAGACAACAAGUACCUGAGUCGCUCUCUGCGUCUCUGUAACAACAAGAUCACCAGCGUCGAAGGCCUCCAGCUCACACUCAGCCACUUUCUGGCUCAACCGUCGAAACUCGGCUGGUUGGACUUGUCCUUCAACAAACUCACAUGCAUAGACCGAGUUUUGUGCGAGCUGCGAGAACUGCGUGUUCUGUACCUUCACGGCAACAGAAUCUGGAAUCUGUCGGGCGUAGACAAGCUGGUAGAGCUGCAGCAUCUGCACACCAUCACGCUACAUGGAAAUGCCAUAGAAAACUACAAAGGCUACAGGCGUCAUGUGAUUUCUGCCCUCCCUCAGUUAAAGAGGAUGGACUUCAGCGCUGUGACUCGUCAGGAGCGAGUUAUGGCAAAUGUUCGGCGUCGCUGCACCGGCUGUAGCAUAAACACCAAGGAAGCUGAAGAUCAUUAAGUUAUUGUUUCUGAUUAAAUGUUUUCUUGCUUCCAAAACCUGUAUUUUUCUUUUCAUUUUCUUGAAUUGAUUCUUCCAUUGAUUCAGUCGUGCUCGGUAAAGUGAACCACUGAAUAUCUAUUGUGAUUCUUGGGAGUC